UGAAAAUGAGAGAGAGAGAGAGAGAGACUGCAUCCGCACUGCGGGGAUAACUCGGUUUCGACACCGCUCUAACUGCUGCUGCUGCUGCUGCUGAGAUGGGAACCUGGGGGCUCUUGGUUGGCAAAGCGAGACACAGCUAGCCUUGAGUCCCUAUGUCCAGUGUGGCUUCCUUAAGCCAGACGUAUUGCUGAUAGAAUGAAAAAGUUCAAGCGGAGACUUUCUCUAACAUUGCGUGGGAGCCAGACUAUUGAUGAGUCACUUUCAGAACUUGCCGAACAAAUGACAAUUGAAGAAAACAGCAGCAAAGAUAACGAGCCUAUCGUGAAGAAUGGCAGACCUCCGACAUCUCAUAGUAUGCACUCGUUCCUUCACCAGUACACAGGAUCCUUCAAAAAGCCUCCACUACGAAGACCCCACAGUGUUAUUGGUGGCAGCCUUGGCUCUUUCAUGGCAAUGCCGAGAAAUGGGAGCAGAUUAGAUAUUGUACAUGAAAAUCUGAAAAUGGGAUCAGAUGGUGAAAGCGAUCAAGCUUCUGGAACGUCAUCUGAUGAAGUCCAAUCCCCUACAGGUGUUUGCCUCAGAAACCGGAUACACCGACGGAUUUCUAUGGAGGACCUGAACAAACGUUUGUCACUGCCUGCAGACAUCAGAAUACCUGAUGGAUAUCUUGAAAAGCUGCAGAUAAAUAGUCCACCAUUUGACCAACCAAUGAGUCGGCGAUCUCGUAGAGCAUCACUGUCUGAAAUUGGAUUCGGAAAAAUGGAAACUUACAUCAAAUUGGAAAAGCUUGGUGAGGGCACCUAUGCAACAGUAUAUAAAGGAAGAAGCAAGCUGACAGAAAACCUGGUAGCUUUAAAAGAAAUCAGGUUAGAACAUGAAGAAGGGGCACCAUGCACAGCCAUUAGAGAAGUGUCAUUGUUAAAAGAUCUAAAACAUGCAAAUAUUGUAACGUUACAUGAUAUUGUCCAUACAGACAAAUCAUUAACUCUGGUCUUUGAAUAUCUGGACAAAGAUCUAAAGCAGUAUAUGGAUGACUGUGGGAACAUCAUGAGUAUGCACAAUGUGAAGUUAUUUUUAUACCAGAUUCUGCGUGGUUUGGCAUACUGUCACCGAAGAAAAGUGCUGCACCGAGACCUAAAGCCACAAAAUCUACUAAUUAAUGAAAGAGGAGAAUUAAAACUAGCAGACUUUGGUUUGGCUAGAGCAAAAUCUGUUCCAACAAAGACCUACUCCAAUGAAGUUGUCACAUUAUGGUAUCGUCCACCUGAUGUUCUCCUGGGAUCAUCAGAAUAUUCAACACAGAUUGACAUGUGGGGAGUUGGAUGUAUAUUUUUUGAAAUGGCAUCUGGAAGACCUCUCUUUCCUGGGUCAACUGUUGAAGAUGAAUUGCACUUAAUUUUCAGACUUUUGGGAACUCCGUCACAAGAAACAUGGCCAGGCAUUAGUUCCAGUGAUGAGUUUAGGAACUACAACUUUCCAAAAUACAAGCCACAGCCGUUAAUCAACCAUGCUCCAAGGCUUGACGCAGAAGGAAUUGAACUGAUAGUAAAAUUUCUUCAGUAUGAAUCAAAGAAGAGAAUUUCAGCCGAAGAAGCUAUGAAACAUGCAUAUUUUAGAAGUCUUGGAACAAGGGUGCAUAGUCUGCCAGAAAGUGUAUCGAUAUUCACUUUGAAAGAGAUUCAAUUGCAGAAAGACCCUGGCUUUCGAAAUUCUGCUUAUCCAGAGACAGGACAUGGGAAGAACAGAAGGCAAAGCAUGCUUUUCUGAAACCUGGCCAUACAGGUUGAAGUCCAAGGCUGGUUUUCAUCCAUCAAGAACUGUAGUCGGAAGGCAAUUCCUCCCUUGGUGGACUUGAAAUCUGUUUGUCUACACUGUCCUCCUCACAGUGCAGUCUUUUUAUUUCAGACCUGCUGGUUACGUUUUUAUAUUUGUUGUCACAGUGUGACAAAUUUUUGUACAGUCAAUUUUAAGGUCUCCUCUGCCAUUAGAGCCAGUAGGUUACAACGGUUAAUGUAACAGUAGCUGCAAUUUUUGUGCAGGACUGAGAAACACAGUGCAUUAUUUAUUGCGGAAUCAUUGCUGCUAAAUAACUACUGUCUGUAUAGUUAACAAAACAAGUGAAUGCCUGCAGAAGUUGCAGUGGCUUUAUAUAAUAUGUGAAUGCCUCUGUUUCUCUUCAUGAAUUAUUGCUGCAGUUUUAUAUCUUCUUAAUUUUUUUUUAACUGCAAUGUUUCUUGGAAUGUAAAAAAAAAUAGCUUUCUUUGACUGUUAAAUAGGUAAAUUCGUCUUUAACACUCUUUAAGUUCUUGGCCCGUAAACUUCUUAUUUAACAAUAGAUGCAAAGUAAUUAAAAUAUUACUGAAUACAUUUUUAAAGCACUUAGUCCAGAGGUGUUGAUUUAAAGGGGUGAAAAAUGGUUCCUCCAUCACAUGCAAUCAGGAUCCCAUGUUAUUGAGGAUUGGCUUAUACAUUUUGUCAAGCUUUGCUCCCAUGGAGGAAAUGUAUGCAUGUGACUCCGAAUGCAGCUACCUUCCCUGUGUACCCUUUUCCUAACCUAUAUACUUCCAAGAACAUUUUGUAUACAUUCUCUCCUGAGUUGUUUUGGAGAUGAGGUAUAUUUUCCUAAUGUUACAGUGACUAAAGAUAAACAGUAUGGGAGUGGUGCAUCCCAGCUUCCCAACCCAAUGCUUUCAUCGCUUAUUUUGUGAUUACAUAUUCACUGGAAAUCCACUGGAAGACUGCAAGUCCAUAGUAAAGAAGACAUCAUUCCAUAAUGCAGACUUUGUGAAGCAUGAGAACUUAGAGGGCUUUAAAGAUCUUAGAUGUUAUCUGUUUAUUGGAGCUAGUCAACAUGUUACUAAGCUUAUGCAUCUCAGUGAGUAUCAUAAGUACCUCCUGGUGAUAGUAACAGUAUUUUUAAGCAAUUGUGUUUACCUUUCUUGAAACUAUUUGUUUAGUGCAUCUUCAAGAGGCUGUAAAUCUUUAUUGGUAUAUUUUGAAAUGGUUAUGUAAAUCUUUGGCUGAUAUAUCAUGAAAAAUAGUCAUAGAUAACUUAAUUUUUUUCCUGAUGUUCACUGUUAAAACAUUCAGGGGUCCUACCAUUUCUGUUCAGGAAAUCUUGUAGUUUAUUAUUGUUAUUUAACAGUAUUAAGUGGGAAAAUGUAUGUUUCCUUUAACUUUAUUUGUGAAUAGUGAUUGUGGCAUGUUUGGGGAUGUUUUAUUAAUAUUUCAUACUACUAGUAAAUUGAAUUUGGGAACAUUUUUUUUUAAUUUUCUGAAAGAGAUGACAAAUUAGUGUGUAAUGGUGACAUUUGGACCACUGCUGCUUUUCAGCAUUUGUGAGCUGGUUUUACCAUAAAAGAAGCCCCACAGAACUUAAAAAAAAAACAAAAACUGCUGUUAUUUCUAACUGAUGGACCUGUAUUAAUAUUGUACUUUUCAAAGUAUAAAUAUUAUGGAAAUCUUCA
Molecule: messenger RNA, 3467 nt
Organism: Sceloporus undulatus (fence lizard)
Lineage: Eukaryota; Metazoa; Chordata; Lepidosauria; Squamata; Phrynosomatidae
Gene: CDK17
Product: cyclin dependent kinase 17
Exons: 17
Coding region: 196-1767 (523 amino acids)
Biological process (GO): protein phosphorylation
Cellular component (GO): nucleus; cytoplasm
Molecular function (GO): ATP binding; protein kinase activity
Source: RefSeq, a predicted model, not a curated record